Tribolium castaneum (red flour beetle) is the source of this 852-nucleotide messenger RNA. It is a transcript of the gene PSMG1, whose product is annotated as Proteasome assembly chaperone 1. Gene Ontology annotation, biological process: proteasome core complex assembly. The coding region runs from base 97 to 774 and encodes 225 amino acids. Gene Ontology annotation, molecular function: proteasome binding. The transcript is spliced from 3 exons. Gene Ontology annotation, cellular component: endoplasmic reticulum. Lineage: Eukaryota; Metazoa; Arthropoda; Insecta; Coleoptera; Tenebrionidae. The record is from RefSeq and is a predicted model, not a curated record.
UUGACACUUGACAUUGACAAGUAUAUUCUGACAGUCAUCAAGAAUCACAAGAAUUUAAAUUUGCAAAAUCUUUUAUUAAAAUUAACUUGAUUCAAAAUGGUGUUUGGUGAAAUUGUUGAGCCCUCAACUCGGGCCUUAAUUGAUGAUGAAUAUGAAGAAUAUUCGGACUACAUCAAGCCAGAAUUAAAGUGGGAAGGAACAUUUAAGGCGCCUCCAGACCUUGAUACUUUGAUUUUUGUCGAAGGAAGCAAAAUACUGACACUCUUCAAUGCCUUAAUUUUGAAAGAGCAGGACCUUGUUUGUAUGUUGAAAGUUGCAGGACUACAAAUAUUUAAUGGAAAAAAUGGCAAAUAUAUCAUUUCCUACUCUAAAAACGAAAUAACAACUGGCGAAAUCAUUGAAGAACUUGUCUUAUGGCUUAGAAAGGCGGCACAUAUUUAUGGGUUAACAUCGGAAUCUGCAGCUUCUUAUCAGAAUUUACAAAUGUCAGAAAAACCCGAAACUUUGAUUAGAAAACUUUCCACAGAAAUUAAUUUGUUUCCGAAUUAUAAAAAGCUUGAGUCGCCAAAUCUAGUGUCAGGGUUGGGUGCUGAUAUCUUGUCGUUCUGCAUCCAUACAGGGUUGAAGGCUACGCUAUUUGUUGUUUACAUGGACAGUUCACCCCUUGAUUCAAUUAAUACUACCCCCAUUAUCCAGUUAAUUAAGCUUCUGGAUUUGGAUGUGAACAUGUCUUGUACAAAUCUGAACCCCGUCCCCAGCAAUUUAUAUUUAUAAUAAAAUAAAAACACAACUUUACGAGUGAUUCUUUAUUCAAUAAAUAAAAAUAGUACAAUAAAUUAAUAAUUACGUCCA